AUGGCCUCAGAGGAAGCCGUCAACCCGAUGGCCGAGUCCGGCGUGACCAUGCACUCGGACAGCGAGCAGUACUCGGGAGCCGAAGAGCUGUCUGCGUCGCUGGAGUCGUCGCACUCGCCUGUCAUCCUCUACCAGCCGCCCACGGUCUGGUCGCUGUUCCGCGGCGCCGCCAUCAACCUCUUCCUGCCGUUUGUCAACGGUCUCAUGAUGGGCUUCGGCGAGCUGUUUGCCCACGAGUUUGCCUUCCGGCUCGGCUGGAGUGGAACCCGCGUGUUUCCCUUGUCCAGACGGACGGCCUAUCCGGCCGGCCCGGGCAUCGAGGUGAGGCAAAAGCGGGCAUGA
This is a messenger RNA of Grosmannia clavigera kw1407, 342 nucleotides long. RefSeq names its product mitochondrial import protein. NCBI's taxonomy places the organism in Eukaryota, Fungi, Ascomycota, Sordariomycetes, Ophiostomatales, Ophiostomataceae. Gene Ontology annotation, biological process: mitochondrial outer membrane translocase complex assembly; protein insertion into mitochondrial outer membrane. The record is from RefSeq and is a predicted model, not a curated record. The transcript has 2 exons. Bases 1 to 342 code for a protein of 113 amino acids. Gene Ontology annotation, cellular component: mitochondrial outer membrane.